This is a messenger RNA of Pieris macdunnoughi, 5709 nucleotides long. The record is from the annotation of a GenBank genome assembly. NCBI's taxonomy places the organism in Eukaryota, Metazoa, Arthropoda, Insecta, Lepidoptera, Pieridae.
AUGGGGAUUGUACAAACAUCGAAAAGCGAAACAAAACCACAGCUGGACUGGUUACUGGUGGACAAUACGCCAGUGACGUCAAUAGCGGGUCUUCGGCGGGUGUUGACUAAUGGUUCGCUCGAGUUCCCCCCAUUUCCGGCUAACCACUUCCGGCGUGACGUCCAUACCGCCACGUACCGGUGUCGGUUAAGGUUGAAGAGCGGCUUCGCUGUUCUAUCAAAAAACAUUCACGUGCACGCGGUGGUAAAUGCGCCAUGGGAGGUGCAUGUAUCAGAUGAGUACGUGAUGUCGGGCAACGCGGCUGUUCUCCGCUGCGUGGUACCCCCACAUUGCGCCGAACGCGUCGCCGCGACUGAGUGGUUCGCGGAUGACGACACCAGUGUGUUCCCUUACUUAGGUCCAAAUUAUGAGCGUCUAGAUGAUGGCUCACUGUAUAUAGCUGCGGUCAGCCCAGAUGAUCGCUACACCGUAUUCCGGUGUAGGGUACGGGAUAGAGUUACUGAUCACACCUACACUAGUAAAUAUUAUGGUCACGUUAUAGUAACAGAACCAAAGGGGCAAGUACGCCCGCGAGCAGCAGUUGAAAUGCGCUCGCGACGAGUGCAAGUGGGGCAUGAUGUGCGGAUACCCUGCGCUGCGCAUGCGUGGCCAGUUCCUACUUUUAGAUGGUUCCGAGAGCACCAUGAACAAUUAAUACCUAUAGAAAAGUCAGGGCUAUGGCCCAGAACGAGGACAUUAGGUGGCCUGCUGCAUAUCAAGUCCGUGCAAAAAGAAGAUGGAGGCAGAUUCGUCUGUUGGCUGAACAAUACUGCUGGAACAGAGUCUGUGCACUUCACACUACUUGUUACAGAACCUAUAUCCGUCCGAAUAAGACCCGAUACAAUAAGACCGAAAUUAAACGCUGACAUAAGCAUGGAUUGUAAAAUCUCUGGACAUCCCAUUGAAGUCGUUUAUUGGAUACACGAUGGCAAAACCGUGAAGGACACAGACAGAAUCUGGGUAUCGGAAGACAGACUAAGAUUACAUAUCAAAAACACACAAAUAAACGACCAAGGAAUCUACCAAUGUUUCGCGAGUAAUACCAGAGAUCAAGCAUACGGCAUUGCGGAGGUUUUAAUAGAUGUGUCGGAGAACAAUCGCGGUGUCGGAAAUCGGUCCCGUCGAGCGCCAUACGCCCGCAGCACACACACACACGACGCCGACUGGAACUUCACGGGAAAUAGAGAAUCAAAACCAGAACUAGUUUACUGGUUCUCCGAACAGACCCUACAACCUGGUCCAAGCGUGUCCCUUAAGUGUGUGGCGAUGGGCCACCCACCACCUCAAUUCACCUGGACACUGGACGGGUUUCCUAUACCCACUAACUCUCGGUUCGUCGUAGGUCAACACGUGACGCUACAAGACGACGUAGUUAGCCAUCUCAACGUCAGCCGUGUGACAGAACAAGAUGGCGGCGAGUACGCGUGUGUUGCCGCCAACACGGCGGGAAAAGCAAGUCACGCCGCCCGAGUUAACGUCUAUGGUUUGCCCUAUAUUCGUGAGAUGCCGAAAGUGACAGCUGUCGCUGGCAGUGAUUUGAAUAUCAAAUGUCCUGUUGCUGGAUAUCCAAUUGAAGCGAUCACAUGGGAAAGAGAUGGCCAAACAUUGCCAUUGAAUCGCCGUCAGAAAGUCUUUCCGAACGGUACAUUAAUCGUCGAACAGACCCAGCGGGGCGAGGACGCCGGUACCUACACCUGUCAAGCCUCUAACAGACAACGUCAUGUUGCCAGACGGGAUGUGGAAGUUCAAAUAUUGGUUCAGCCAAAGAUAUUGCCCAUACAGCCUUUGACAAAUUUACUGAGGGAGGGAAUGCGGGCCGCUAUCUCAUGUCAGAUACUAGAGGGUGAUUUGCCGAUUGCCUUCCGGUGGGAGAAAAACGGGCAGGCGGUGACGUCAUCGCCGUACGCGCCUAGCGGGAUUAUUACUAGGCGAAUGGACGAGUACAGCGCCUCUCUUGUGAUUGAACACAUAACGUCCCUUCAUAGCGGGAAUUACACAUGCAUCGCUUCUAAUGUCGCCGGCUCCGAGCGGUUCACUGUGCCGCUAACUGUUAAUGUUCCACCUCGCUGGAGGCUUGAGCCAAAUGACAUAGCGGUAGCAUCAGGUCAAGAUGUCACUCUACAAUGCCAAGCAGAUGGAUAUCCGAGACCCAUUAUUACAUGGAAGAAAGCUGUUGGUAAUACACCGGGGGAAUACAAGGACUUCAUGUUUGAAGGCAGCUCGAGGGUUCUUGAGAAUGGUUCGCUGGUCUUCGAACGAGUGGCCAAAGACAGUGAGGGGCAUUACCUUUGUGAAGCGAGAAACGACAUCGGAGCUGGGCUUAGCAAACUCAUAUUUCUCAAAGUUAAUGCCCCAGCCCGUUUCCCAAUGAAGAGUAAGACGGUCCAGGUGACAGCCGGAGAAGCUGCUCACCUGCAAUGCGCUGCUUCGGGAGACGCACCCCUUGAGCUCACAUGGCGAAGCCCUCAUCAUCACACAAUCGCCCACCAUUUGGAUCAAAGAUACACAAUACGUGAACAAGUCUUGGACGAUGGACUAGUGUCGGAGCUGAGUAUAUUACAGACAUACAGACAAGACACCGGUGCCCUCACUUGUCGAGCAUCUAAUGCGUACGGGCAGGACGAAAUGCUCAUACACCUAGUCGUACAAGAGGUACCAGAAAUGCCAAAGAACAUAAGGAUAAUAGACCAACAGUCAAGGUCCAUACAAAUAUCGUGGACGCAGCCAUAUGCCGGCAACAGUCCUAUUAUAAACUACAUUCUACAAUAUAAAGAAGCUCCAGAACCCUGGCCCACGACGCCUCAAAAAGUAAUAGUACCCGGUAGCGUGACGUCAGCAAGUGUACAAAAUCUUCAACCAGCCACCUCCUACCACUUAAGGAUUAUCGCUGAGAAUCGCCUGGGCCAGAGCGAACCAAGUCUAUUGGUACAAGUGACUACUACAGAAGAAGUUCCCAGCGGUUCACCUAUAGAUGUCCGCGUGGAGGCAAAAAGCUCUACGGAACUAAUCGUCACGUGGGAUCCACCCCAAAAGGACUUGUGGAAUGGGAACAUUCUUGGAUAUUACGUGGGAUUUCAAGAGCUCAAUAACAACAGUACAAUACUGAGCGCGAGUGGGCCGGGCGGAGCGUCGUACACAGUUCGUACUGUUGAAGGCACGGGCAGUGCACGAGCUCGUACCACGUUAUCCGGUCUUCAGAAGCACACGCCGUACGCUGUUGUGGUACAGGCGUAUAAUAGUAGAGGGGCGGGGCCCGCCUCGCCCCCAACCACUGCUACUACUAUGGAAGACGUACCAAGUCUACCCCCCGGCUCACUAACGUGUUCCGCUCUGAGCUCUCAGUCCGUACGAGUGAAUUGGGAGCCUCCGCCGAUGCGAGGGCGGAAUGGAGUGUUACAGGGUUUUAGGGUGACAUAUGCGCCUGUCACCGAUUGGUAUGGGAGCGAAGAUGCUGUAACAAAGCAGAUAUCAGGCCUGCACACAACACUGUCAGGGUUGCGUCGCUAUACGAACUAUUCCGUUACUGUGUGUGCGUUUACUGCAGCAGGGGAUGGUGUGAGAGCCGCCCCUGUUUACUGCCAUACUGAGGAAGAUGUGCCAUCAGCGCCAGCCGAUAUAAAAGCCGCAGUGUCAUCGAGGAACAAGAUUCUCGUGUCAUGGCUUCCACCCGCUUCACCCAAUGGCGUACUUGUGGGCUACACUCUGUAUAUGAGUGUUAUUGAAGACGGGAGAGAAGAGGGUACCCACAAACGCAUGUUAUCUCCAAGUACCCUCACACAUGAGACGUCUCGAUCCCCAUCUCGAGCCACGCAUCAGUUCUGGGUCUCCGCUUCCACGAGACUUGGGGAAGGAGACACGACUAGGGUCGUCACUGUGCUGCCCUCUGACUCUGUGCCAGCGCGAAUAACAUCGUUCAGCCGUAGUAUCGUAACACCGUGGAAGGAGAACAUUUCCCUGUCAUGCAAUAAAGUGGGUAUUCCCACACCUUCAACCACUUGGAGUAUGAACGGCGCCAUAUUGGAAUCUACUUUACGCAAGAAUGUUACAAGUGACGGGACACUUAUUAUAAGCAUGACCCAAUACGCGGACAGCGGUAACUACACAUGCCUGGUAGAGAACCAACAUGGCCACGAUGACGUCACCUACAUAGUGGAGGUGAAAGUCCCCCCGCAGCCUCCAGUGCUAGCUGUGGUGGACUCCUAUGCAGACUCCCUACAUCUUCAGUGGAGCGACCAGGGCGACGGGGGCAGUCCUAUUUUAGGAUACGUAAUAAAUUACAAACGGGAACACGGCGAUUGGGAGGAGCUUCAAGUGGAAGCUGGUACUUCGGAACACGUCCUUCCAAACCUCUGGUGCGGCACUCGGUACCAGCUUUACAUUACCGCCUUUAAUCGCAUCGGGACUGGUCUGCCGUGCGAUAUCGUACAUGCUUAUACUAAGGGCACCGUUCCAGUAAAGCCCAAGCAUUCACAAAUGAUAACAUUGAAUACCACAACUGUAACGGUAUGGCUCGACUCUUGGGGAGAUGGCGGUUGUGGGAUACUGUACUUUGUCAUAGAGUACAGAGAAGUCAGCCAAACUCAGUGGCGCUUAGUAUCGAACAGCGUGCAAGCAACAGAGCGGGUGUUCAGCGUGACCGGACUCUCUCCAGCUACGCAUUACCAACUUCGGAUAACAGCUCAUAACAACGCCGGACACGCCCUCGCUCUUUACAACUUUACCACUCACUCACUCAGCGGUAUGUUGGAAGGAGAGAUAUCUCCAGCGGUACCGGCUGCAGGAGCGAGGUCUUUGGGAGGUGCUAGAGUCAUACUGCCUGCAGCGCUAUCUCUUCUAGUCUUGGCUGCCCUCAUUGCAAUUGUGCUACUUGUUAGAAGAAAUAAGACGAGUGGUACAGAGACAGCAGUGACAGAGAGCGGAGCAGGCGAAUCGCCGUCUGUCGCGCAGCUUCAGAACAAAGUCAAUCGCGACCAGCAGUAUUUGGCUGCGCGGGCGCAUCUUCCAAACCCAACCCAUCACUAUAAACACGCAUCUAAUGAAUACAUAGAAGACAUCUGCCCAUACGCAACAUUCCAGUUGACCAAACCGAGUGCGUAUAGCGAGAGCAGCUACAGCGGCAACGUCUACAGCGGCCCUUACCACUCCGUGAGGGGCUCCUUUGUCUACCACGAUGUUAAAAAGAAUGAUAAAUAUAAGGGAAAAGAACCAGAAUACACGAAAGUGAGAAGAAAAGGGAACAGACUCCGUGACCCGCUGUCCGAGAGCCAAGAGUCGGACAACUUGGGGUCGACGGAUUCGGAGGUGAAGAAGAUACUAACGCUGCACCUGCCCAUUACAGAGUACGAGGAUGAUGUCAGCGACGACGCGAGCGCCCCGCACUCGGACAGCGAACGCGCCGCGCCGCUCAGGCCUGCGCCGCCACCCACAUAUCCGACAGUUGAGCGUGGAGAGUCAUCGUCGUCAUCAGAGAACUCGGUGGCGGGCGUGGUCCGGAAGGCGUUUCCCUCGCGAAAGGGAAAGGCUGGUGUUGGCAAACGGCACGUGAGGUCUUCCAGCGGUUACAGCAGCCACAACGACGAGACCACCUUUAGGUUACUGUCCAAAACACCGACACAUGAUGUUCGUUUAUCAUUUCAUAUUAUAGCACCAUUUAGUUCGGUUACGCUUUAG